AUGGCCCACCAGGGAGAUCUAAACGAUGACAAGUACAUCGCCGAGCUGCUCGCCGAAGAUGCCCGCAAAAGUUCACUCCGGUAUUCCUCAGCUGGCAUGUCUGCUCUACUGCCAAACAGACCAACCAAUGCGGCCCCAAAGCCGAACACUCGCUUCUUACAGACACUCGUUCGAGAGGCCGACAACCACAAUGCGGCGCUCAAGAAAAAGGAAGAGCUCGAGGCGCGAAUCCGUCUGAGGAAGAUCAGAGAGGGUGGAUCUUUAGCAAGCCCGGAUCGUUUGCACGAGUCCGAGUCGAAACACAGGCAAGGGCACGAACGGCCUACCAAACGGCGGCGCUUGAGCGACGAUCAUCAGCAGUCGAGGUCGAGGCACCACCAUAGACAUUCCAGACACGAACAACGAACACGAAGAAGACACCCGAGCUCAGACCGGGACCGGUCAAGAAGCCCAGAUUCCAGGCAUCGACACAAGCGGAGAAAUCAUGCCAUUGAUGACGGCGACCGCUACCGGAGAUCCAAGCACCAUGAAUCCUCCGCCAACGAACCAGCAACAAAGUCCUAUGACAGGAGAGGGGAUCGCAGAGAGCAAGGAAGGCAGGCCGAUUCAACCAAGCGGCGACGGGAUAGGUCUCCCAGCGCUGACAAUAGAGACAAUGAAACCAUUUCCCGGGAAGGACGUCAGAGGGAGGAGCAGCACGACGAACAAAAGUUCAGUCAGAGAGGCCGGGGCGGCAAUCGAUACCGACGCAGCUCAUCCACGUCCACCGCAAAUACAGCAUCCUCCGACCCACUAACAUCCCUCAUCGGCCCACUCCCAGCCAAAAGGGAGAGUCUGUCAUCACCACCCCGAAAACGAGGGCGUGGCUUUCUAUCCCAAAGGACAUCAUCACAAGUGGCACCAUCCACGUCCAACAUCGACCACCACUUCUCUGCGGCCUAUAAUCCAUCACACGAUGCUUCUGAUAACGACAACGAUGAUGACGACGAGCAAGAAGACUGGGACAACGCGCUGGAAGCGCUGCGUGACCGGCGUGCGUGGCGCUCCAAGCAAGCGGAGCGGCUGCGUGAGGCUGGGUUCGGGGACGCGGAAAUCGAGCGCUGGGAGAAGAGCGCAACAAGACCCACGUUCUCAUCCGGCGGUUCAGGCGGAGGAGACGCUCGAGACGGAGACAUCCGAGACGUCAAGUGGCGGAAGCGAGGCGAGGAGAAGGAGUGGGACUCGGGAAAAGUGAGGCUGUCCGAUAAUGAUGACGAUAUUGACGACGAUUCGGACGAUGACUGCCCAAAGGGCGACAAUGAUCGCAGGACCAGGGCCGACACAAGCAACAACGCUCACAGAAAGCAUCCCAAAGAUGGACGCACCGGAAACGGCGUCCGGAGUCUAGACGACGUGUGGCAGCGCAAGGACAGCGGGUUCGCGAGGCAGUUCCGCAAUGCCCUUGGAUGA
Molecule: messenger RNA, 1449 nt
Organism: Exophiala aquamarina CBS 119918
Lineage: Eukaryota; Fungi; Ascomycota; Eurotiomycetes; Chaetothyriales; Herpotrichiellaceae
Exons: 2
Coding region: 1-1449 (482 amino acids)
Source: RefSeq, a predicted model, not a curated record